GUUCUUCCUCUGUUUCUUGUGAGUAUAGUCCUGUCCAGCCCGGCUUGGAGCUCGCGCUUCGCGUCUUCAAUCGGCAAUGGCGGCCGCGCGUUAGGUCACCGGCAUUCCUCGCGGUCUGAGCUCCUGGCAUUGGAUUUCUUGGUCAGAUCGCAGCCAUUCUGGAUACCAUGGCAAUGCCGCGCUUCUUGCUGCUGAUUCUCGCGAUUCUGGGGUUAUUGCACUCCUCCCGGGCCGACGCUCCCAUUUCUUUCUUCGACUGGGUUGUGUCUUAUGAGACUCGGGCCCCUCUUGGCGUCAAGCAACAGGUGAUCGUGAUAAAUGGGAUGUUCCCGGGUCCAGUGCUAAACACCACCACCAACAGGAUCAACAUCGUCAACGUCCAGAACAAUCUGGAUGAGCCCUUUCUACUCACCUGGGAUGGUAUCCAGAACCGAAGAAAUGCCUGGAUGGAUGGAGUUGCGGCAACGAACUGUCCCAUACCGGCGGGCCAAAACUUCACCUACAACAUCACGGCUAAGGAUCAAAUUGGCAGUUUCUUCUACUGGCCAACGACGAUGUUCCAAAGAGCUGCUGGCGGUGUUGGGUCUGUGAGGGUGAAUCCGCGUGCUGCCUCGGGUGUGAGGGUGCCAUUCGCACCUCCAGACGGUGAUAUAGUUGUUAUGAUUGGUGACUGGUACACUCGGAGCCACAAGGAAUUGCGAGCUUCUCUAGACAGGGGCGUUUUACUCGGGAUGCCAGACGGUGUUCUUAUCAAUGGGAAAGGAGCUUACAACAGAACCACGGAUUACGAAACCAUCCCUGUGCGAAGAGAUCAUGUAUACCGGUUUCGAGUGACAAAUGUGGGUGUGAGCACGACUCUAAACUUUCGGAUUCAAGGCCACCAGCUCAACCUUGUGGAAACCGAGGGGUCUUACACUGUGCAGCAACCAUACGACUCUAUAGACAUUUUCGUGGGACAAUCGUAUUCGUUUCUUCUUAACUGCACUGCAAAUGCUAGCGACUACUACAUCGUUGCUAGCCCCAGGUUUGUGGGCAAUGAGACCGAGUGGGCGAAUAUCACUGGUGUUGGAGUCCUCCAUUAUUUGGACUCCAAGGCUUUGGUUAAUGGCCCCCUUCCCGAAGGGCCCAGUAUUUAUGAUGGGGGCUGGUCCGUAAAUCAAGCUCGUCAACUCAGACGUAACUUGACAACGGGAGCGGCUCGGCCAAAUCCUCAAGGCUCUUUUCACUAUGGGCAGAUCAACGUCACACAGACAUUCGUUUUGACAAGUACCGCAGUAUCAAUUGCCGGGAAGCGACGGUUCGCGGUCAAUGGUUUUUCUUUCGAAGUUCCAUCCACACCUCUGCUUCUCGCGGACGAGUACAACAUUACAGGCCUAUACAAGCUGAAUUCUUUCCCAGAAAAAGUUGGAAGCGUCGUUCCUGGCCUCCAGACGUCCGUCGUAAACGCCACGUACGCUGGUUUCUUGGAGAUCAUCUUUCAAAACCCGGACAACAACUCAGUCCAGUCGUGGCAUGUCGAUGGCUAUGCGGCAUUCGUCGUCGGAUACGGACCAGGGCAAUGGACUGAAAAUGAUAGAGGCCAGUACAACAAAUGGGACGCUGUAUCUCGCUCCACCGUUCAGGUUUUCCCUGGCUCCUGGACGGCCAUCCAAAUCUCCCUGGACAAUGUGGGCUUGUGGAACAUACGCUCAGAGGACUUGGUCCGCCAUUAUCUCGGCCAAGAAAUCUACAUGUUCGUGAACGAUCCAAGCGACAACAUCAAGAACACGGCUUUCCCGAAACCAGACAACGUCCUGUAUUGUGGACGGCUUGCAAAUCUUGCUCCGCUAUCGAGUCGCCAUCGCAAGAGCUCCGGCACCCAAGCAGCGAAGCUCUCCUUGACUACAUUGCUCACUCUGGCGAGCGCUGCGCUCCUGAGCUUACUGUGGCUCUAGAGGUCUGUAGAGGAUUGAUUGACCCGACGGUUUUGCAUUUCAUUUUUUUUUUUUUUCUAGUUUGAGGAGCCACAUUACUGCUGAGAGAUAUAUUGGGUGUUGGUUUUUUUGAUCUAUCUCUGAAAGGAAGAAACCACCAUUUUGUUUGCUUGUUCUUCUCUCUCUUCUCUCCUCUCUCCCAAGUUUCUGGUGAUGAUUUGUAAGUUUGUGAGAAGAAUUCGUACUCUCUUUUUUUC
Selaginella moellendorffii is the source of this 2170-nucleotide messenger RNA. Its product is annotated as monocopper oxidase-like protein SKU5. The record is from RefSeq and is a predicted model, not a curated record. NCBI's taxonomy places the organism in Eukaryota, Viridiplantae, Streptophyta, Lycopodiopsida, Selaginellales, Selaginellaceae. The transcript has 10 exons. The coding region runs from base 168 to 1934 and encodes 588 amino acids. Gene Ontology annotation, molecular function: oxidoreductase activity; copper ion binding.